UGACCAAUUAAAACUUGUAAAGUUCAUUUUUCUUUAUCUCUUUUAGCGGUUAUUUGUUUUGCAUUGCAAUUUGCAACACGCAUACCGAGAGGAAAAGAGAGGAGGAAGUAGAGUCAAAAUAUAAUUUUCAGCCUAGUCAUUUUUCAACGCAUUAAUUUGAAUUAAUAUAAUUUAUCAUAUAUACUGUUUAUCCUACGUGCCCUUUGCGCGGUUCGACUUUCAACUGGCUGUGACGUCUGCGAUAAUAAGCAAGCGGCCAAAUAUAAAAUAUUAUUUUGAGACAAGUGCAACAUCAGUCAAAACAAGCCAAAUGAUGAGCGAUGGACGAGCGCCAACAUGAGGUGUGCAAAAAUAAUCGCAUCAAAACAAUCGCUGCUGCAGGUGAGAACGACGUCAAUCACGAGAGCAGAGAGAACGUCGGCGACGAGAUGCAACGCUGGCCGAACAACAUUUGCCGACGCCUGUCGACAGCCUCCUUGCUGACCAACGCUCGCCUCUUGCUCGCCAGGUUUCCCGGCGGAAGGGUCGACCUGAGCCAGGACCAGCAAACGGGCAUCGCCACCGUCCGACUUGACAGACCCGACAAAAAGAACGCCAUCAGCGGUCAGAUUCUGCUGGACCUGGAGGCGGUGGCAGAUGCCCUGAGCGAGUGGUCUGGGGGCAAGGGGCUGCUGCUCCACGGCAGCGGCCACUUCUUCUGUUCUGGCGGAGACCUGGCCAUGUCCAAGGACACGUCAACCAACGAGGAAGGUCUGCUGCUCGCCCAGUUCGCGCAGCACGUGUUCACCAAGCUGAGGAGCCUGCCCCUGGUGUCUGCGGCCUUCGUGGAGGGGGCCGCUCUCGGGGGAGGGGCCGAACUGGCCACAGCCGCCUGCGACUGGCGGCUGCUCGCACCUACGGCCAAGUUAGGCUUCGUGCACGUCAGAAUGGGCUUGAGCCCCGGCUGGGGGGGCACGGCAGCCCUCUCAAGGCUCGUCGGCCCUUCGCGGGCGCUCGAGCUGAUCACCUCGGGCCGCCUGGUGGCCUGCCAGGAGGCCAUCGCCGUCGGCCUGGUCACCGACGAGGUUGACGACCUGGAAGCAGCCACCAGGUGGCUGCAGGCGCGCACCGCCGCCCCCGUGGAGGUGGUGCGCGCGUGUAAGGAGGCUGCCACAGGCGCGAGGGAUGAGGCCGAGCUGCACGCCAAGCUCUGGGCCGGUGAGGCCAAGCUGGAAGCCUUGAGGAAAAGGGUGAAGCACCUGGCGCCCAAGGCGCAGAAAGACUAGCAACUGAAUUGUGUGAUAAAAUACAGCGGACUCUUUUAUUCUCCCAGAUUUUCACAUUUUCUGUUUUUAUUCCAUAGCGGAUGAGUGUAUGUAUUCACACUUUUUUCACAUGCACACGCACUGCUAGGCAGCGCGAUUUACAAUUUUUUUCGUUUACUUUUCUUUUAAUUGUAUACGUCUCAUCGAUUCUUGCUUUCGUGUACCACGUACUGCUUCAGAGGUUACAUUAUUAUUUCAUGCAGAGUGUGAAUGCGUAUGAAUGCAGUGUCUAUGGCUGGGACUUGCUUAUUACAUUAUCAUUAUUUCAAUUCUUGUAAAAAUGGAAAAGAGCUAUUUCACAGUUUAUAGGCACACUUUUGUUCAUGCGUCUCAUCACAAAACGUGCUUUUUCACGGAUGCUUGGUUUGAAUUUUCUUCCAAAAAGUUAUUUAUAUUUAUUUUUGCAAAAUGAAGGCCAGAGAGCUGCUUCCGAGAGAUUUGGAUAUUCGCCAAAAGAGCAUUUACAUCAAAGUGAGUUGUUGACAUUUGCAUUUUGUUUACAAGUGUGAGAAUAAAAUAUAUUUAUAUAUCUCAUAUAUCUGAAUCACAAACUGAGUUCACUUUCUCUAAAGAUCUAAAAAACCGCGAAGGGUGUACAAAAUUGGGACAAGGGAUGAGAGGGCACAAGUUUGAACGCAAGGCCUUUGGGGUCUGCACUCUCUUGUUCCUUUUGUGUGUGUUGGUGUUUUUCGUUUUUGCAAAGAUAGGGUGGCGGGGAACAAAGGGGUUGGGUUUGAACAAGGAAUCUGCGAGAAUGCGACAAGAAGUUUGAUUUCGCAGCUUUGUUUGCGUCGCCCGCCGCGCUUUCGGUCGGGGGCGAGCGACGCUCGUUUGGCACUAUAUAAGUAUGUAUGUGUGUAUGAUUUACAAGAGUGUAUGUGACAUGUGGAUAUAUAAGGUAAUAGUAAUUAUAUUAUCAAUAAUCGUACUAAUGCGUAGCGUACUUAGAAUAAUAAUGAUAAGAGCAUGCACUUACAAAACUAACAUCACCAGAGUUCAUCAUCACCUGGGUUGUUUUUCGCCUCUGUGUGACCAAAGACAAGUUGCUUACUUAAUUCUUAUUGUACAUAGUGUCAAGUGUAUUAUAAAUGUUGCGUGUAUGUGUUUCAAAUGUAUGUGUAUGUGUGUGUGUGUGUGUACUUCUACUAGAAAGAAAACUUACGCAGCUAAAAACGUUCAUGCAAGAUACACCAUUUUUCCUGAAAUCCGAUUUCCGAUUCUUUUUCGCUUCAGUGAGUUUUCAAAUAUGGAGUGAGUGUGAGACAGAACUAAUUAUAAAAUUUCGUCCAGGAAGAGUUCUUUCGGAUCUCGAAAGUAAAAGUGAGGAGAGAAAUAUAUAUGGAAAAACCGUGAUGCAGUGUAAUACGCGCGCUGACUAGUUUGAAGCCUUGUACAUACAAAUAAAUUUCUUCUGCACAGCUCA
Messenger RNA from Cloeon dipterum, 2727 nucleotides. Its product is annotated as ethylmalonyl-CoA decarboxylase-like. Gene Ontology annotation, cellular component: cytosol. Gene Ontology annotation, biological process: fatty acid beta-oxidation. NCBI's taxonomy places the organism in Eukaryota, Metazoa, Arthropoda, Insecta, Ephemeroptera, Baetidae. The transcript has 2 exons. The record is from RefSeq and is a predicted model, not a curated record. The coding region runs from base 321 to 1265 and encodes 314 amino acids.